This is a messenger RNA of Cylicostephanus goldi, 1320 nucleotides long. Lineage: Eukaryota; Metazoa; Nematoda; Chromadorea; Rhabditida; Strongylidae. The record is from the annotation of a GenBank genome assembly.
AUGGUUAGCUUGCCUACCGUUAGCUACCCUCCCACCACAGGAUGGGGAAGGGUGGAAGGGAGGGAGGACGGAGCAGCUUUUCGAGGUAGUGUCCAGGUACCCAGAAUUUCUCGAACACUGCCUUUCAAUGUGAAAAAGUUCAGAUACACGGAGAUGUUCGGCUUUUGUAUCGCUGAAAACUUGCAUCCUCAAUGCCCAGACAAUGAGGUUCUCCUCAACGGCAAAUGUGUGCAAAAAGUUCCGAUUGGCUCCCCGUGCCAAGUUACCCAACAAUGCUUGGGUGGUGCACAGUGUAACUACGGGCUAUGUCAAUGUGCUGCUGGACAGUCAAUCAUCAAUGGAGUUUGCUCAGGAGGUCCAGGUAGUGGAUGUCCUUUGAAUCAGAGAGGGGCUAACAAGCAGAAAUUCUUGACUGUGGAAAAUCUGCAGGUUAUGGUGAAUGGACAGUGCAUGCCUACGGUAGGUAUAGGUUUGCGCUGCUCUUACACCCAGCAGUGCCUUGGAAACUCGGUUUGCGUCGGCAACGUCUGCCAAUGUCCCAGUGGUAGCAAUAACUACAAUGGAAAAUGCACUAGUCCAGAAUGCCAGCCAAAUCAGGUAACCUAUAUACUCCAUAUUUUGCAAUGCAUUCAAAGCUAUUCCGAAAAAGCCGUUACUUUUCUCGCUCAAAAUAAUGUAGCAGUGGUCAACCUCCUGCGGAAGUUCUCGCAGUUAUUGAAAAAGGGCAAAAUUACAGAUUUUUGUUCAAAGUCCUGCGGAAGUUUAGCUAGCGUCGCUCGUCCUGCGCGUGCCGCACUGGUAAAGAAUACGCAAAAAAUACGAAUUUUUGUGUUGUGGCAAUCUCAUUUUUACGUAGCGAUAGUCUACCAUCGAAUCCAAGGAAGUUCCCACCCAAGCUCGGCUUUUGAGAAGUCCUGCGAAUUUUCGUCUAUUCGCCUCUCUUGCGGAAGUUCUGCACAACUGCUGGAUUUGCUGACAUUACAGAUCCUGGUAAACAAUCAAUGCCUGCCCCUAGCAGUCGUUGGCGGACGAUGUACUUACAAUGAGCAAUGCACUGGUAAUUCCGAAUGUGCGAAUGGGUACUGUCGAUGUUCUGACGGUUCUGCUCCAAAUAAUGGCAUAUGCAACGGACAGAGCAGUGCGUGCAAGAGUUAUCAGGUGGGGAAAUUUGAGCAAUACAGUCUUGGACAAUUUGUAUCCGUAAACAAUCAAUGCCUUGACAAAGUAUCCAUAGGACAAAGCUGCACAAAUGCAGCUCAGUGCAUAGGUAUGAUGACUAGUCAAAGGCUUACGAAAUCUGGCAGUUGCUAUAAUUCUUGA